GCUAACAACACAGUGUGAAACCUCCUCUUGGGGUAGUCCACAUUCACAUAAAACCUUUGUCUUUAACAUGUCUGCUCCUCUGCUCCUCAGGGCUUUUGUAAACGAGAGACUGACGGCUGCAGCCGAGGAGAUAUUUCAGGUUUUUGCACAAACGAUAACAAAAUAUGAAGAAGAAGCUUCCAGCUGUAAGCAGGAGGCCGAGCGGCUCAGAGGUCUGCUGCACGAGUUAGUGUCCAACCACCAAACAGACAUUUCUCAGUUGUCCGCCUGUAAAGAGGAAACUGAGCAGCACCACUGUGAGCAAGAGCCGAGCCUCAGCGUCCAGCAGAGUGACUCAGAGCCUCGACCCAUCAAAGAGGAGGCUCAUGAACUCUGGGAAAGUGAGCAGCUAGAAGAAGAACAAGAGCUUAAGGACGCUGAUGUCUCGUGCCCACCUCAUUCAUCUGUCUGGGAGAAAAGCGAGCAGGAGGACACAAAACCGCCUUUGCAACCUCAGACUCAAACCAGUGAAUGUGAGGAAACAAAAACUGUACAUGUUGAUCUACCUCUCACUUCAACUCUGUCUUCACAAACUCAGAUCCAGAAUGAAAGGGUCCACAAUGGAAGUGAAAACGAAAGACAUGCUGCAAGUUUUAUGUCAAACCAAACACAGACAGACCAAAGUCAGAACUCCUGUAUCACAUCCAGAGAAUCCCCUGAUUUAACUCAUUUAAACUUAGCUGCACCGGACUAUCGUUGCUACUUGUGCGACAAAUCUUUUUCCUCCAAUCAUCACCUGACAAACCAUGCUUUUCGCAUGCAUUCAAAGGACGCAGAUGUCCUCUGUGCUGUGUGCGGUAAAACCCUGGAGUCCACCGAAAGCCUCAACGUGCACCUUAAUUCACACAAGGGCUCAAAAUGCUGUCACUUGUGUGGCAAACAGUGCAACAGCACCACAUCUCUGACCGAACACAUGGCCGGACACGCCGGGGUGAAGCUGCACCGCUGUCAUGUUUGUGGGAAAGAGUGCAGCCGGAAAGGAGACUUAAAGAUUCACAUGAGGAUUCACACGGGCGAGAAGCCUUUCUGUUGCUCGUUCUGUGAUAAAUGCUUCACCCACAGCGGACAUCUGAGGAAGCACAUGAGAAGCCACACAGGAGAGAGACCGCACCGGUGUGACGUCUGCGGCAGAGGGUUUCUACAGAGCACACACCUGAAAUACCAUUUAGGGACUCACGCUCAGAAAUACUGACUUUUUUUAAUCCACCUGGACCUGAGUUUAUCAAAAAGGUCUUUGCAGACUGUGAGCACUAAGAAUGCCUUACUUCUCCUUACAGCAAUGUGUAUAAUUUUUUUGGGGUGUUUACACAACAUGAACUUCUGGGCAGAAACAAUGCAAACGUGUAAUGACAUAUUAUGACCAAAUUCUCAGCCCACAUUCAAAGUCUAUUACCAAGAUUUUGAGUUUAAAAGAGAACUAAUUAUAGUGUAAAUUAGUCUUUUUGGCUGCUCGACCAUGAGAUUAGUGAGAUUAUCCAAAAAUGUAGGUAAUACUUGAUUUAAACACCCCUAUUUAGCAUAUAUAAGCAUUAUAUAUAUAUUUUUUUUCCUAGGUUUAUAAGACAUUCUGAUGUUUUUGUACAAAGCUAAAACAAAUUUUUUCUUUAGUAUUUGUCAAUAGUAGUAACUUUUCCUAUGAAGACACAUUUUAUUUAUUACAAUUUUGUUAUUUAUUUACACCAGCCUCUGCUUAUGAAUGCCCACAGAAGGCGUUAAAGUUGUUGAGAAAUCCAUUUGUUUCUGGUCUGAGAGGAAUAUGAUUAACCAGUAGGUGGCACUGCAGGAGGCUUUAUUUAUCCAUCACAACAGUUUUUCUUACUUGAGGUAAAACACAAAUGUAAAGGGGUUUUUCUCCGUUUGAGUGUGAAUUUUUAAUCCCUGAACUAAACUGUUAGAAAGUAAUUUUUCUAAGUUAUUGACAAAGUGCAACAUUGUGACUUUUGACACAUCUUGCAAAAACUGAGAGCCAAUUCAGUUCAAGGGCAGCCGAGUGAAGAUUGUAUCAAGUCAAGCUCUUAUCUCAUUAAAACUUCUCCUGCAAAGAUUUAUACCACAUUCUCACACACUUUUUGGACAAAGCUCUGAAUUCCCCAAGUAGCAGGUUCAAAUACUUUAUUUAAACAGCUAAUUACUUUUUUCUUUCCUUGAA
This is a messenger RNA of Anoplopoma fimbria (sablefish), 2188 nucleotides long. Its product is annotated as zinc finger protein 569-like. Bases 68 to 1231 code for a protein of 387 amino acids. The record is from RefSeq and is a predicted model, not a curated record. The transcript is spliced from 2 exons. NCBI's taxonomy places the organism in Eukaryota, Metazoa, Chordata, Actinopteri, Perciformes, Anoplopomatidae.